Messenger RNA from Callorhinus ursinus (northern fur seal), 1798 nucleotides. It is a transcript of the gene KCTD16, whose product is annotated as potassium channel tetramerization domain containing 16. Gene Ontology annotation, cellular component: postsynaptic membrane; presynaptic membrane; signaling receptor complex. NCBI's taxonomy places the organism in Eukaryota, Metazoa, Chordata, Mammalia, Carnivora, Otariidae. Gene Ontology annotation, biological process: regulation of G protein-coupled receptor signaling pathway; protein homooligomerization. Gene Ontology annotation, molecular function: protein binding. The record is from RefSeq and is a predicted model, not a curated record.
GCACUUUUCAUUGAUACCUCUGUCCUUUACCUCUUUGGGAUUUGACAAGCUCCAGACUCUGGCUGUGGAUUCUGAUUCCUUUGCAAAUGGGUAUUUCUUCACAGGAACUGGGUUUCCAGCACUCACUAAGACAGACCUCUGAGUAACUGGGGACUUGGCCUGCCUUGCCUACUGAGCUUGGGGCAGAUCGGAUGGAGAUGAGUUGGUUAUAUUCUAUGAAGUAAUAGCUCACCACCAGCCAGGGUUUAAACUACUUUUGCAGCAUCACUUCACCUGUGGACUCUUCUAAAUUUUGCUUCCUUGGGGGAAAAAAAAAAAAAAACUGGGGUAAGAGAAGGUCAUUUUUAACAAGUUAGCAUCCUUCUCCCUCUUUGAUAAGUUGAUGCAAAAGAUAAGUCUGUGACUUCAUUGGAUUGCACCUUCAAAUCAAAAUAGAAGAGCAAGAAAAAAGGGACAAUGGCUUUAAGUGGAAACUGUAGUCGUUAUUAUCCUCGAGAACAGGGGGCUGCAGUUCCCAAUUCCUUCCCUGAGGUCGUGGAGCUGAAUGUCGGAGGUCAAGUUUAUUUCACCCGCCAUUCCACGUUAAUAAGCAUCCCUCAUUCCCUCUUGUGGAAAAUGUUUUCCCCAAAGAGAGACACGGCUAACGAUCUAGCCAAGGACUCUAAAGGAAGGUUUUUCAUUGACAGAGAUGGAUUCUUGUUCCGUUAUAUUCUGGACUAUCUCAGGGACAGGCAGGUGGUCCUGCCUGAUCACUUUCCAGAAAGGGGAAGACUGAAAAGGGAAGCUGAGUACUUCCAGCUCCCAGACUUGGUCAAACUCCUGACCCCUGAUGAAAUCAAGCAAAGCCCGGACGAAUUCUGCCACAGUGACUUUGAAGAUGCCUCUCAAGGAAGCGACACGAGAAUCUGCCCUCCUUCCUCAGUGCUCCCUGCGGACCGCAAAUGGGGCUUCAUUACCGUGGGCUACAGGGGGUCCUGCACCAUGGGCAGAGAGGGGCAGGCAGAUGCCAAGUUUCGGAGAGUUCCCCGGAUUUUGGUUUGCGGAAGGAUUUCCUUGGCAAAAGAGGUCUUUGGAGAAACUUUGAAUGAGAGCAGAGACCCUGACCGAGCCCCAGAAAGAUACACCUCCAGAUUUUAUCUCAAAUUCAAGCACCUGGAAAGGGCUUUUGAUAUGUUGUCAGAGUGUGGAUUCCACAUGGUGGCCUGUAACUCCUCAGUGACAGCAUCUUUUGUCAACCAGUAUACAGAUGACAAGAUCUGGUCAAGCUACACUGAAUAUGUCUUCUACCGUGAGCCUUCGAGGUGGUCACCCUCCCACUGCGACUGCUGCUGCAAGAACGCCGCAGGUGACAAAGACGGGGAGAGCGGCACGUCUUGCAACGACCUCUCCACGUCCAGCUGCGACAGCCAGUCUGAGGCCAGCUCUCCCCAGGAGACGGUCAUCUGUGGGCCCGUGACACGCCAGACCAACAUCCAGACUCUGGACCGUCCCAUCAAGAAGGGCCCCGUGCAGCUGGUCCAACAGUCCGAGAUGCGGCGGAAAAGCGAUCUGCUCCGGACUCUGACUUCAGGCUCCAGGGAGUCGAACAUGAGCAGCAAAAAAAAAGCUGUUAAGGAAAAGCUCUCAAUUGAGGAAGAGCUGGAGAAAUGCAUCCAGGAUUUCCUAAAGAUCAAAAUCCCAGACCGGUUCCCAGAGAGAAAACAUCCUUGGCAAUCUGAACUUUUACGGAAGUAUCAUCUAUAGGGGAGGGCCGGGGGUGGGAGAAGGAACGAGUCAUGUCGCCAUUUGGAAAUAAAGC